Molecule: messenger RNA, 1572 nt
Organism: Fusarium keratoplasticum
Lineage: Eukaryota; Fungi; Ascomycota; Sordariomycetes; Hypocreales; Nectriaceae
Exons: 1
Coding region: 1-1572 (523 amino acids)
Molecular function (GO): glycosyltransferase activity
Source: RefSeq, a predicted model, not a curated record
AUGCUCGCCAAAGCGCCUCUGUCGCAGUCGCGCUACCCCAGCCAUGACCUCUCCAAGUUCCCGGAUGCGCUCAAAGGGAAGCGCAUUCUUCUCUGCACCGAGUCGUUCGGUCCGGUCAACGGCGUCAGUCGCACCACUCUGAUGCUCGUAAAUCAUCUACGAGCUCAUGGCGCUCAAGUUGCAGUGGUUGCGCCUCAUAACCAUACACAGCACAACACCUUCACGCCACCCCCGUCACCAUCCAUGUCUCCUGCAGACAAGCAGCCUGAAGUGCGGGUUACUGGGUACCCUCUUCCUUUCAACCCGGAGCUUUCUAUCGUCUACCCUGUGCGCAACUCGACACUCUUCACCAGAACGUUUGGAGACGACUCCCCUCCCGAUCUGAUCUACCUGGCGAGUCCGGCCAGUCUGGGCUUCCAGGUGAUGCUGCAGCUGAGACAACAACCCAAGGAGAAGCAGAUCCCCGUCAUUUGCAACUUCCAGACCGACCUUGCUGGAUACUGCUCCAUCCUAUUUCCUGCGCCGCUCAGCCAUGUUGCUGUUUUCGCGUUUGCCGCCGUCCAGAGCUACCUGUUCCGACACCCCUCGGUCAAGACCAUCUUUUACCCUUCGAGCUUCGUGAAGCGAUAUCUGGUGAAGCAAAAGGUUCAGGAAGACAAACUCGAGGUUCUGACACGCGGCGUCAACACCGAGCUGUUCAACCCCAAAAUGAGGAGCGAAGAGCUGCGCCGACAACUGGCACCGAACGGCGAGAUCAUCUUUGUGACGGUCUCUCGUAUCGCUGGCGAGAAGGGCUUUGACUUUCUGGCCAAGGCAGCCAAGGAGCUCGACGCCAGAGGGUUGGACUUUAAGCUAUACAUCGUGGGCGGCAACCGAAACCCUGACGUGGAGAAAGAGGUGCAAGAGCUGUUUGAUCCCUUGAGGGAAAAGGGCAAGGUCAUCUUUGCAGGUUUUAAGGUCGGCGAAGACCUGGCAACUGCCUAUGCCAGCGGUGACGUCUUUCUGCACUGCUCGGUGACAGAAACCUUUGGGCUCGUCGUGUUGGAGUCUAUGGCUAGUGGCGUCCCAGUCAUUGCCCGGGACGAAGGUGGUCCUUCGGAUAUUGUUCAACACGGAGACAAUGGCUUCCUCAUCCCGUCGGAUGAUCUCGACGGUUUCGUCACCAAGGCCAUGAAGCUCGGCAGAGGCCAUGCCCUACGUUCGCAGAUGGGACAGGCUGCGAGGACUUAUGCCUGCGAAGCUACAUGGGAGAAGAUCAACAACAAGGUCGCAUGGCGUAUGUGCGAUACCAUCUCAGAAUGGAAACGCGAGCGAGCUAGGCCACUCAGCCGUCAACUAUCCACCUUCAGCGCACCGACUGAGCAGCUCAUCCCAAUCUACGGCUGGCUCAUGAUGAAUGAUGCCAUGCGUGACACGGUCACACGAGGAAUAGUUGACGCGCGACUCAUGGGUGGCCUGGGUAUCAUCCUCUCGUUCUGGAUGGUGACGGGUUGGUAUAUGGUGUUUACAGAGUGCUUUCUCUGGGCCAAGGGUCGAUUGAGAGAUGUGGAGAGAAAGAAGGUGAUUGCAUAG